Messenger RNA from Epinephelus moara (kelp grouper), 1501 nucleotides. It is a transcript of the gene mplkip, whose product is annotated as M-phase specific PLK1 interacting protein. The record is from RefSeq and is a predicted model, not a curated record. The transcript is spliced from 2 exons. Bases 94 to 552 code for a protein of 152 amino acids. NCBI's taxonomy places the organism in Eukaryota, Metazoa, Chordata, Actinopteri, Perciformes, Serranidae.
CUACCGAAAGUACAUCGGCCUCCAUUUCCGGUUCCGGUUAGUUCACCGUGUUUUGUUGUGUACCUCUGUCUCUGUACCUUUUCACUGUCUGUAAUGUACAGAGCACCGGUAAAUCCUCAGCGGAGUCCCGGAGCUCCGCGGCCGGCUGGAAGGUUUCCUUCCCCGGCCUCCUGCUGGAGUUUUCCCGGGGCUCGCUCCCCAUACGGAGGCUCCGGUCACCGCGGAGGAUCUCCCCGCGGCUGCCCCGCCUUCUCCCCGGGCUCUCCGGUCUACUCCCCGGGAUCUAACCGGGGGUACAGGGAUGGUUCUCCGGCCGGGUUCGGCAGCGGGUCCCGAGGAUUCGGAGGACAGUCCCGGCACAGAGGGAGCGGUUUCCGGAGACCUCCUUCCUUCAGUCCCGGCUCAGCUCACAGCUCCCAGAAACCUUCGGACUCGUCAGUGCAGAGAUAUUUCAGUCCAUCCAUGUUGGAGGAUCCGUGGUCGUCUCUGCUGCCCAUCACUGCUGCUCAACAACUACAACCUGACAGGAAACAACACAACAACAAACAAUAACAACAACAAACAGACGGACAGGAAGCUGUGUCGACAGGAAACCGGAAACAACAGGAACAAUGUGAUCAAUGUCACACAACAACAACAAUCAGGUUCAGCAACAGUAAACAACCUUCUGAGCGUGCUCAGUCACCAGCAGCCUCUCACUGAAGUCAGGGAUCAAACUUUUGUACACGAUGAUGAUGAUGAUGAUGGUGAUGGUGAUGAUGAUGGAGAUGAUGAUGAUGAUGAUGGUGAUGUUUUUAACAAAACAUUUUUACACUAAAUUAGAUAUUUUUUUUAUUUUCAGACUUUGUAAAAAAAAAGUUUGUUUUAUUUUUUCAAGUUAAAAAAAAUCUUAAGUUUUUUUUUAAUCUCUUGAGCUUAUCGUCAUCACCUGAUGCUCAGGUGAGCUCACACUGAUCAGUUAAUAAAUGAUUUCCAUUGCAAGGCUCAAAGUGUAAACUAAGAGAAGACUGAAGAUUAUGCAGUCAUCAACAAUCCCUUAAAUUUACCGUUGAAUUAACCCUGAAAACAUAAAUGUCUUAACAACAUCAGUGUUCAUUCAAUUUACUCUUUUAAUUUGAAAAAACAAAUUAUCCCUUAAAAAGACCUUAAUUUGAAAGUCUGUGAAUGAAGUUUAUUUUAAGGGCUUCAUGACUUCCCUUAAUUUCCCCUUAAACCCCACGAAGAUGAAAUAUCUUUGUAUUUAAGGAAACACACUCACCCUCUGGGUGUGUGAAGGGUUAAGAUAAGGGUUGAGGUAAGGGUUAAUCAGAGUUAAAUUAAUGGGAAACAUUAUAUUAAGGGUUUUUUAUGGAUUAUUGUCAUUAUUUAAAGGGUUUUAUAAACAAAGAAAAACCGAUGAGUUCAUGAUGUUUGAUUUCAGACUCAAAAGACCGUGACUUUCAGCAGAUUGUGUUUGUUCUCAUCAACAGGUGUCCCUAAUAAACUGGAUGUUUAUCACAGA